AUGUCCGGUCCAGGCGCAGCCCACGAGUUCCCCGCCAAGGAGGUCUCCUGGCUGAAGCGCGACGUCCUCCUCUUCGCAAACAGCAUCGGCGCCACCUCCAAGGAGCUGCAUUUUCUCUUCGAACUACAUCCCAACUUUGCCGUCUUCCCAACCUACCCAAUCAUCCUCCCAUUCAAACUCACCGACCAAGAGGUAACAGACUUCUACGCCCGCUCCAAGGCCUCGCCCAUCCCCGGCGUGCCGGCCUUCGACCCCAAGCGCGUCGUCGACGGCCAGCGCAAGAUCACCGUCUUCAAACAGCUCCCCACCACCAGCGCCGGUCGCAAAUUCGAGCUGCGCAAUAAGGUCGUUGGUGUGUAUGACAAGGGCAAGGCGUCGGUUGUGGAGACGGAGCAGACGGUCGUUGAUAAGGAGAGCGGCGAGGUCUACUGUAGUGUCGUUGGCAGCGCGUUUUAUGUUGGGCAGGGGGGGUGGGGUGGGCCGAAGGGACCUGCAACGCCCAACUAUCCCCCUCCUAAAGACCGCAAGCCCGAUGCCGUCCGCGAGGUCCAGACAACCACCGAGACGGCACAGCUGUACCGUCUAAACGGCGACUACAACCCCCUCCACGCAACCCCCGAGCCCGGCCGAAAGAUGGGCUUCGGCGGCAUCAUCAUCCACGGCCUGUUCAGCUGGAACUCCGCCGCGCACAUCGUCCUCGAAGCUUUCGGGAACAGCGACCCCGCCAAUUUCCGCGAGUUCCAGGCGCGCUUUGCGUCGCCGGUUAAACCGGGCGAUAGGCUUGUUACGGAGUUGUGGCGCACUGGCGAGGUGGUUGAUGGGUUUGAGGAGAUUCGCUUUGUUACCAAGAAUCAGACGGGCGCCGUGGUGCUUAGCAAUGGGCGAGCUUUGAUUCGGGUUAAGGGGGGUGCAAAGUUGUAG
Molecule: messenger RNA, 921 nt
Organism: Aspergillus mulundensis
Lineage: Eukaryota; Fungi; Ascomycota; Eurotiomycetes; Eurotiales; Aspergillaceae
Product: putative peroxisomal dehydratase
Exons: 5
Coding region: 1-921 (306 amino acids)
Cellular component (GO): peroxisome
Source: RefSeq, a predicted model, not a curated record